AUGGGCGGUGUCGAUAACGUUGAUGAAGCAAUGGAUUCAAUGACUACCAGCAUGACUGAUGUCAUGCGUUCAGACACCACAGGCUUCACAAUCCCUGGGAAAGCUUUUCGGGACGAAUCAUACAUCCAUGUGAGGUGGCCUUGGAUAAUUCUUCCGACGCUUGCAAUUAUUUUCUCGAUUAUGCUAUUGAUAGCCACCGCAACCAUAACUCGCAGGUUUAAUACGAUGCUGUGGAAAGAUUCCGUGCUGCCGUUGCUCAUGUUUCGACUUCAGACAGAUUCGGCAGAGGAUAUUGAGUCUCUGUCCAAGGUCGAUGAAGCGGAGCGUAUUUCGAAGCAGAUCAAAGUUGUUGGUGGAGAAAAGGGUGCCCCUCUUGUGUUUUCUGAGAUUAAGGAUGGUCUUCAUUGA
Messenger RNA from Aspergillus chevalieri, 408 nucleotides. RefSeq lists its product as uncharacterized. The coding region runs from base 1 to 408 and encodes 135 amino acids. NCBI's taxonomy places the organism in Eukaryota, Fungi, Ascomycota, Eurotiomycetes, Eurotiales, Aspergillaceae. The record is from RefSeq and is a predicted model, not a curated record. The transcript has a single exon.